UGCUAUUCAGCGAAAAGUUAGGGUUCAAGUUGAAAGAUUUUGAAGCAAAGAUGACAAAAGAGGAAGCUGAAAACGGAAGAGAUGGCAUGGUAAUUGAUGGACCUGAGCAAGCAAACGCCGUCCCUGAUGGAUUCAACUUUAACUAUCUCAGAAUCUAGUAUCGAAAGUUAUUUUCUCAUGAUGAUAUCUUUUAAGUGGAUGUCUUAUGGAAAGGAUGGCAAGCAUCCUGCUUGUGACAACUGACAAGUCUUACUUUGGAAGAAGGGACUUUUCUUUCACGCUAGAAAAUGACAUUUAUAUUUGAUUCCAGUCUUUCAACAGUGAUUCUGAACUGAAAAUUUCCAUAUAAGAAAAGUGUCCGUUCAAGAUAGAUAUUGGGCCCGUCUACAGUGUUGAUGAGCUGAUGUUUGCUUGGAAUGCUGGCCUUUAAUGACAGUUGCAAUUAAAGUGAUUGAUACUGCUCUCCGAGGUUGACUAAUGAACAGAGGGAAGCCAUUGUUGAUUAUUUCCUUGGAUACAAGGUGUUUAACUAGUGCUCUGAAAUACAGCUGGGUUUUGCUAGUUUUUUAAUACCAAGAAACCGUUGACUUUGUCCUUUGUUUUUGUUUGGCCAAUGACUUUUUACUUUGUUCAGGGAAAUGAAAAUAGUAACAAAAAGAUAUCUUUACCACGUCCUGUUCUUCAUUCUUUCCUGGCUUAAGUGAUACUGUAUAUCAUUUUUAAUUUCCUUAUUCUGGACCUACUGUUUCAUCCACUUAAGACAUAUUCUGACUUUGCACAAGAUCCUAUACUGAAGUUCUGAAGGGUUUUUUUGAGGCUAAACUACUUUCAAACCAAAAUUUACCUUCAUCUGAGGAGAGAUAUGAGAAGAUCCUAGAAAUGAUUCCUGAUGCAAGUAAAAUUUAUAGUCUCUUCAGUGGAUAGCUCUGUCAUUUACCUUAGCAGAUGCUCAUGUAUGGAGUAUGGACGUGCUAUCUUUGCAGCUGUUGCUUCUGAGCUUUCGGGGAGGUGGCAGGAGAAUAAGUGAUCUUCCAUGUCAAGAUGAAAUUAAUGUUGUUAGAUGGGAGCAACUAAAAUAUAUACAGCCAUCGGGUAAACGAAAGGUCGUGUUUGUGUUCCGAUUGACCCAAACAAUUGUGAUGAAUUUGAUCCAACUACAGUGCCAACCCUAUCCCACUUUUGGAAGAACUAAACGAGGAAUAAGACAAGAUUCUGAGAGUGCAGAAUGGGAUAGAACCUCACUUGGUUCAUAUUUCGUCGACCAAUCCUUCCUAAUUCACAUCUUUGCUGAAAGAAUUUCUUUUGUAAUUCCUUACACAAGGAUUCAGAAAAUACCGGAUCCCCGCCUACACAAGAAAAUUGUUGAUAAAACUCCAAAAUGGCAUUUUCUUUUGACCCAAUUUUUUUUUUUUCCUUAUCGGUCAGGAAAGACAAGAAAAUUUCAGGGUAGCAAACAUUCUCUAGAAUUUCUCUUAGAUUCGAACCCAUAGCUGAUGAUAGAA
Durio zibethinus is the source of this 1502-nucleotide messenger RNA. RefSeq lists its product as uncharacterized. The record is from RefSeq and is a predicted model, not a curated record. NCBI's taxonomy places the organism in Eukaryota, Viridiplantae, Streptophyta, Magnoliopsida, Malvales, Malvaceae.